AUGCUAUCCCAGUUUCUGCUGACUAUUGCAUUUAAGUCAGCUUUGAGUGUUGGUAAAAGUGUUAUCGGCAUUGGCUCUGGUAGUGGUUCAAGUGAUGACGAUGAUGAACUGUUACCCACUCCAGAUAUCCCAGAUCUUUCCGAUCCAAUUACCGGUGAUCCAAGUGAAGAUCUAAACCCUAUCAAUGAGGAAAUGUUCUCUUCUUGGGCGUUAUUCAUUUUAUUGUUCCUUUUAAUUGCUGCUCUAUGGUCCAGCUACUAUUUAGCUCAAAGGCGAAUACGAGCUGUUCACGAAACUGUCUUAUCGAUCUUUUAUGGUAUGGUAGUAGGGUUGGUAAUCAGACUAUCACCAGGUCAUUACAUCCAAGACACAGUGACUUUCAAUUCUUCAUAUUUCUUCAACGUCUUAUUGCCUCCGAUUAUUUUAAACUCUGGUUAUGAAUUAAAUCAAGUUAACUUCUUUAAUAACUUAGUUUCUAUUUUAACGUUUGCAAUUCCAGGUACUUUUAUAUCAGCCGUCGUACUAGGGGCCAUUUUAUUCAUUUGGACUGCAAUUGGUUUGGAUGGUAUCAACAUCUCAUUUGUAGACGCAUUGUCAGUAGGUGCUACUCUUUCCGCCACAGAUCCAGUUACCAUUUUAUCUAUCUUCAAUGCUUACAAAGUCGAUCCAAAGUUGUACACUAUUAUUUUUGGUGAAUCUUUAUUAAACGAUGCUAUUUCCAUCGUUAUGUUUGAAACUUGUCAGAAAUUCCAUGGUAAACCUGCUAAAUUGUCUUCUUUGUUCGAAGGUAUUUGGCUGUUUAUGACUACUUUCACAAUCUCACUGUUGAUCGGUUGUAUGAUAGGUUUAUUAAUUGCCUUAAUUUUAAAACAUACUCAUAUUAGAAGAUACCCACAAAUUGAAAGUUGUCUAAUUUUGUUGAUUUGUUACGAAUCUUAUUUCUUUUCAAACGGUUGCCACAUGUCUGGUAUUGUUUCUUUGUUAUUCUGUGGUAUUACUCUAAAGCACUACGCUUAUUAUAACAUGUCAAGAAGAUCUCAAGUUACCAUCAAAUACAUAUUUCAGUUAUUGGCAAGAUUAUCAGAAAAUUUCAUUUUCGUUUAUUUAGGUUUAGAAUUAUUCACUGAAGUCGAGUUAGUGUACAAGCCAUUGUUAAUUAUCAUCACCGCUAUAUCUAUAUGUGUUGCCCGUUAUUGCGCUGUUUUCCCAUUGUCAAGAUUAGUUAAUUGGUUUUACAAAGCAAAAUCUAAUGGUUCAACUACUAAUGCUUCUGGAAGCACAGAAGAAAUACCAUAUAAUUAUCAAAUGAUGAUGUUUUGGGCUGGGUUACGUGGUGCUGUUGGUGUCGCAUUGGCAAUGGGUAUACAAGGUGAAUUCAAAUUUCCUUUGUUAGCAACAGUUUUAGUCGUGGUGGUAUUAACUGUCAUCAUCUUUGGUGGUACCACAGCUGGUAUGUUGGAAGUUCUAAACAUUAAGACUGGUUGUGUCGAUGAACAUGAUGAAAGUGAUGAUGAAUUCGAUAUCGAAGCUCCAAAAUUCAUUAAUUCUUCCAGUUCACGCUUUGGUUCUUCUCCAUACUCUGAUUUUAACGCACAAAAUGCUGCUUCCUCAAGUCGUGCUGAAUUGGUACCAGAUUUCCCACCUUUAGCGGAGGAAAUGGAAAACGAAUUUAAUGCAUCAUCUCCAAGAAUAUCAAAUGUGCAAAAUAUAAAGGAAUCCAUUGGAAGUUUAUUCAAAUCGGAUUCCCAAUGGUUCCAAACUUUUGAUGAACAAGUCUUAAAGCCGGUUUUCUUAGAUUCAAAUGCCCAAAACUCGGUUAAUUCUAAAUCACCAACGCCAAACCAAAAUGGCACUUUUUCACCAAAUGAUAACAGUCAAUGA
Molecule: messenger RNA, 1881 nt
Organism: Vanderwaltozyma polyspora DSM 70294
Lineage: Eukaryota; Fungi; Ascomycota; Saccharomycetes; Saccharomycetales; Saccharomycetaceae
Gene: NHX1
Product: bifunctional K:H/Na:H antiporter NHX1
Exons: 1
Coding region: 1-1881 (626 amino acids)
Biological process (GO): sodium ion transport; vacuolar acidification; proton transmembrane transport
Cellular component (GO): early endosome; late endosome; fungal-type vacuole membrane
Molecular function (GO): sodium:proton antiporter activity
Source: RefSeq, a predicted model, not a curated record